Messenger RNA from Mugil cephalus (flathead mullet), 1924 nucleotides. It is a transcript of the gene sdr42e2, whose product is annotated as short chain dehydrogenase/reductase family 42E, member 2. The coding region runs from base 241 to 1692 and encodes 483 amino acids. The record is from RefSeq and is a predicted model, not a curated record. Gene Ontology annotation, molecular function: 3-beta-hydroxy-Delta5-steroid dehydrogenase (NAD+) activity. The transcript has 12 exons. Gene Ontology annotation, biological process: steroid biosynthetic process. NCBI's taxonomy places the organism in Eukaryota, Metazoa, Chordata, Actinopteri, Mugiliformes, Mugilidae.
CCACCCGAUGCGCUCCCCGGAAACACGAUCCCUCGCUGCCACGGAGCCUGCGUGUCCCCGUCCAGACGUGAUGCGGUGGGAGAUCUCCAGGUGGAGGUGCGGGCACCUGACGAGGUGAGGGCGGUGACGCGUCGACAGAGGUAGACCGCGGGACCGGGGGGGCGAAGGCUGUUUCUUUCAGGAGCGCACCGGCAUCCGGGUAUGGAUGCGAGUCUAAGAAGGCAGUAACAAGGGGCUCUAAUGGAGCUGUGUGGUCCCAACGUGAGUGAGAGUGGAGGCUCUUUGUGCCAGGUGAAGCAGCUGCCCUGCCACGGCGCUCCCCUCACUGAUCUGCAGGCCACCGGACACAACACGCACAACAUCCUGCACCUCAGUCACCAGCGGCGGGUCAAACGUCCGGCCCUGGCCGUCGCCUCCGGCCCGUCCGUGGUCCCGCGGCGCAGGGUGAACGGGACGGCGGCCUGCGGCGGCGGUCUGGAGCGUGGCGCCUCCGGACCGGGCCAGGAGGCGGCCCUUGCCCUGUGUGUCUCCAAGGGGAAGGUGGCGGUGACGGGAGGAGGGGGGUAUUUCGGCUUCAGGUUGGGGAGAGGGCUGAGCAGCGAGGGGCUGUCGGUGAUUCUUCUGGACAUUAACAAGCCUUCCUGGGAUGUUCCGGAUGGAGCAAUCUUCUAUCAGAGCGACAUUCUGGACUAUCCGUCCCUCUAUAAAGUGUGUGAAGGGGUCGACUGUAUAUUCCACACGGCGUCUUAUGGCAUGUCUGGACCAGAGCAGUUGAGGAAAAAACAAGUGGAGUCAGUCAACAUCGAAGGGACCAGAAAUGUCAUAAAAGUGUGCAAGGAGAGGAGCAUCUCCAGACUGGUGUACACAAGCACCAUCAAUGUAGUGUUUGCGGGGAAACCCAUAGAGGACGGUGACGAGGCUUCGGUGCCAUAUGUUUCCUGUGAUGGGCACAUCGACCACUACUCAAGAACUAAAGCGAUUGCAGAGCAGAUGGUCCUCUCAGCCAACGGAUGCUCCCUAAAAGACGGCGGCCUGCUCCAGACCUGCGUCCUCCGGCCGUGUGGCAUCUACGGACCGGAGGAGAAGAGGCACCUCCACAGAGUGAUGGUGAACGUGGAGCGUCGCUUGUUCAGUUUCAGGUUCGGUGACCCCCGCGCCAGGAUGAACUGGGUGCACGUUGAUAACCUGGUGCUGGCCCACACGCUGGCGGCCGAGGCUCUCACCCCGAAGAGGACCCACGUGGCUAGUGGACAGAUCUACUUCAUAAAUGACGGAGUUUCAGUCAAUUUGUUCGAGUGGUUGACGCCUUUGUUUGAAAAGCUCGGCUACAGCCGACCAUUGAUAAAUCUUCCCGUUUCCCUCGUCUACUCGGCAGCCAUUCUGAUGGAGUAUUUGCACGUGGCUCUCAGGCCCCUGAUAGAAGUGCCUCUCCUUUUCACCAGAAGUGAGGUCAGGAACAUUGCGGUCAGCCACACCUUCAAAAUCGACAAGGCCCGUCGGGAGCUGGGCUACUGUCCAAAGCCCUACAGCCUGGCAGACUCCGUGGAGCAGUACCUGAAGUCCAGACAGCCUCGCUCCAGUUCUCCUGGUUCCGGCCUCUCCUGGGCCUCCCAGCUGCACCGUCACCCAGCCCUGCUGCUGCUGGUGGGUCUCAGCGUGCUGCUGCUCGUUUUAUCCAGCACACUCUCCUAGAACCGCGUCGUUUUCAUUGCACCGGACGAACGACUGCACCGUGAGCUGCGCCAGGCUUUGUCACUUUAAUAUCAAACAGUUCUUCUCUUUGUUAGGGGGUCAUAGCUUUUUCUAAAUGUGGCAGAGCUGUCGCACGGCUGAUGUUAAUUUCCUGGAAGGAGACGGCGCACGUGAUUAAUGAAACUCACCAGAAGCAAUGAAUAUGUCCUAAAAAUAAAGCUGCAGAAAGUGA